Messenger RNA from Arachis ipaensis, 1077 nucleotides. The record is from RefSeq and is a predicted model, not a curated record. Lineage: Eukaryota; Viridiplantae; Streptophyta; Magnoliopsida; Fabales; Fabaceae.
UCCAACUCAAAAUGCCCAUUUCUCUCUUCAUCGACGAAACAAAUAUUGCUAAAUUCCUUCUUAUCUUCAUCUUGCUUUUACUUCCAAACAGCAUCAAAUAAACAUCAACAUGCAGUGGACACUAACAUGUAGAGUUAGCGGCAGAGUUUCAUGUUUUUUCACUACAGAUGACUAUAAAAUGGCUUCAUUACCUCACGUGUCAAUGAGAAAAAGUAGUAUUCAACAUAGAAAUUUAUUGCAUGAAAGUGAAAAUUUUAGUAAAACCGGACAACUAAACGAUCCAAUGGUGAAGGACAAAGAUGGGAUUCAGCUUGGAAAUCAGUAUAAUGAUUCAAAUUGGUCACUCUCAAUGGAUGAAGAUUACAUAGUAUUUUGCUUCGGAGAAGAUGGAUCAUUUGAUGUUGUUAAAGAAGUCAAAUCCAAUUAUGCCGAUGACGAAGAACUACAAGAAGAAACUGAUAAGCAGAUGCAUGGGAAUAGAUCAAAUGAUGAUGAACAAUAUCAAAAUUGUACAGAAUUCUUUAAAGAGGAAGAGAUAAAAGAGAUGGAAACAGAGCGAAUCCGAGAAGGAAUUGAUGAGUUUGGAAGAUUGUAUCCUGAAUUAAGUGAUUCUAACCGAUCUGAAGGCAGUAAUGGUUCUUUUGCAUUCCCUGUGUUAAAUUGGGAGUGGAUGGGAAGCCCUGUAAAGAUGCCUAAGUCAGAAGAUAUUUGUCAAAAGAAGCAAAAGAUCCGAUUUAUUCCAUUUCAGUGCUGUCGAUUCUGAUCAUGACUCCAGAUUUUCCCAUUUUUUUCACAAAUGAAUGCUUCUGUUUAGUGAAUAAUAAGCUAGAAAUAUAAUUUACCAUUUCUUCUUCUUGUCAAAACAUAAAUAACGAAUUAAGUUUAUCAAAUAGACCGAAGAGUUUGGUUAAGUUUUUUUUCUUUUUUUUUUUACUUUUACUUUAGCAUAUCUAUCAUGCAGCUUGAAUGAUGAGAUAUAUACAUCUUUAUAAAAUAUUGUUCAUAUUGUUAUUGAAUAUAGAACUUCUUAGAAUAAAAAAAAUUGUAAAAUGAUAAAAACGAUAUGAGGAACUUAUU